AUCACUGUUUGCGGUGGUGGCAAUGCAGCCCAUGUUGCAGCCGGUAGGCUUGUGAGCGGGACUCGCUGGCAUGGCGCCGACGUCAAGCUUUUCUUCUCCUUUGAGGAUGAAGCCAAGCGCUUCCGCGAGGGCUGCGAGCGUAACGGCGGCGUCACUGUCACGACGAAGGAGAGUACUUACAAAGGCAUGCCCAUCGCCAUCACGGCCGAUCCCGCCGAGGGCGUUGCGGGCUCGGAUGUGAUCCUUAUGAUCACGCCCGCGUUUGCUCACGAGCCCAUUCUCAAGCAAAUUGCCCCCCAUGUGGCCGAGGGCGCUUUCGUGGGUGCCAUCCCCGGGCCUGGUGGCUUUGAUCUUCUAGCACAGCAUGCCCUGGGUGACACGAUGCAAGAGAAGGAUAUCACCCUGUUUGCGGGCACCUCCCUGCCUUGGGCCUGCCGAUUCACGGCCUAUGGCGAGGCUUGCAGCCUGCUUGGCUCCAAAAGCAACGUGCCUGUCACCAUCAAGCCCCAGAGUGAGGACAAGGCGCAGGUAAGCCUGCUGGACAUUCUGAACCAGGUGCACAUUGGCACCGACUUUCCGGUGCGCGGCCAUUUUCUGAAUACGACGCUGUGGCCGACCAACGCUGUAAUCCACCCAGGAGUGUCCUACGGCAUCUGGCACGACUGGGAUGGCAAGCCUCUGACGGAAGCACCGCUUUUUUAUCAAAACUGCAAUGAGUUCACUGGUCAAGUUCUCUCCAAACUCAGCGAUGAGAUCAUGCUUUGCAAGAAGGUCAUCGAACAACGCACCGGAGCUGACAUGGGCUCUCUUAUGCACAUCAACGACUACAUGAUUGAUUGCUACGGCCAUUCCAUUUCGGACAAGUCUGCCACACACCGUAUUUUUGCCACAAACGAUGCCUUUCGCGGCCUAACGGCACCCAUGACCACGCUGGAAGACGGAACCAUGGUGCCCAACUUCAACAUGCGUUACUUUACUGAGGAUCUGCCGCAUGGUUUGGCGGUGCUACGUAACAUUGCUGAGCUUUGUGAGGUUGAGACUCCCAUGAUGGACGAGGUGCUGCUGUGGGCCCAGGAAAAGUGUGGCCAUGAGUACCUCGUGAACGGCAAGAUCCAGGGCAAAGAUGUG
Molecule: messenger RNA, 1128 nt
Organism: Monosiga brevicollis MX1
Lineage: Eukaryota; Choanoflagellata; Craspedida; Salpingoecidae
Exons: 7
Molecular function (GO): oxidoreductase activity
Source: RefSeq, a predicted model, not a curated record